CCUUGAUGAAAUAUAUGCUGUAACAGUUUAUCUCACUGUUAAAUCUAUCUUUAGCAAUUUUACACUUUUUUUUUACAGUGACAAAAGGGUAGUGGUAGAUUAGAUGAUACCAAUGAACCAUUGAGAAGAAAAAAAAAACCAAGAAAAUUUUGUUAAGGUACUCUAAGAUAUGGCUACAGAGACUAAAUCUAGUGUAGUGAAGGGGAAACCUAGCAGUAAUAAUCAAGUUGGGUCAUCUUCAAAACCCAAAUUUGAUUCAUCAGUUAUCAAGAAAAAGGUUAUUCAGAUCUCAUCUAAGCCAUCUGCAGAUUCAAAGGGUAAAUCUGCCAUUAAUGUAUCUAAAACUGAGGUGAAAGGAAAGACAACCUCAACUUCAUCCAAGACCGUCACGAAAACGCAAACCAAAACUAGAGUGAAGAAAGUGUAUUCCUUGGCUGGCCAGAAGUUUGAUGUUCCUGAAGAGCGAGAACCGUUGAGGUUAUUCUAUGAAUCAUUGUCAAAACAGAUACCUUCAAGUGAAAUGGCUGAGUUUUGGUUGAUGGAGCAUGGUCUAUUAUCACCUGAGAGAUCAAAGAAGGCGUUCGAGAAAAAACAGAGAAAGCAAAAGCAAAUUCGAAUGGGGACUCCUAUUAAAUCUCCUCCUCCGCGACCAUUCAUUAGCAAAGCCGAGAGCUCAAAAAAGCCACAGCAAGCAUCAAAGAACGGUGAUAUAAAGGCGAAGAAACGAUUAAAAAGUGAUAGUAGUGAUGACGACGACGAGUUCAUUCUAAGCCCAAAGAGAAGAAAAGGGUAAAAAAAAAUGAACUCUGCAUUUGCAAGAAUGAUAGACUGGAGGAGCCAUUCUUGAUUUUCUGUUAUUAUUGAAAAUGAAAAAAAUCAAAUAAAAUUUAUAGUUUACCAAUUUGUACAAUAAACUUAUAGUUGUUAUAGAAACACAGUUUUCUGUAUAAUGUAAUACUCUUUGCUUA
Molecule: messenger RNA, 968 nt
Organism: Solanum tuberosum (potato)
Lineage: Eukaryota; Viridiplantae; Streptophyta; Magnoliopsida; Solanales; Solanaceae
Exons: 4
Coding region: 170-793 (207 amino acids)
Source: RefSeq, a predicted model, not a curated record